AAAGAGGCAUCUUUGCAGAAAGAGGCAACUUGACAUAUCAGGACUUUUACCGCUGUAGAGAUAGCUCCGGUAUACAAAGCCCAUGCAAACACAGAAUUGCAGAAGUUCAGUAGAGGCUUAUCACUUCCCUGAGAAGAAAAGCACAUUUUCAGUUUCGUGUGCAUACUACCAGGGGACGCUCAAUUGCUUUCUUUCCCCGCCACCCUGCUAAAAUCCAGUAUUAACCGUAUGUGUCCAGGUUGAGGAUCGAGAUCCGGCAGCCCACUCAGCCGGUGACAAAGCGAAGUCUUUGCUGCAUGAAUUAGAGGAAGCAAUUUUGGAACAACGGAAUCUCCAGGCUAUAAAUACCGAGUUGGUGAGCACUUGCCAGACACUUGAGCAGAAGACGAGAAAACUGAAAACAACAACUGAGUCACUGAGAAAGAAGUUAAUUAAAGGACGCCUCCAUGGCUUGUUAUUUCAGAGCUGUUUAGAUGAGGAAUUUCCUCGUUGUGAUCCCUUGUCCUGCACAGAUGGAAUUCAACAACCAUUUCAAGAAAAACUGAAGCGGUGUUGCCAUAAACGAUAUAGUGGUCAAGAAGCAAGACUACAUCGGACACUCCUGACCUUCAUACAUACGAGCUGGUAUACACCUCCACUAGAUGUCUUGCAUGUAGAGAUUCUCACAGCAAUUCCAAGAGUGGAAUUGACACUUCUCUCAGGUGUAGCCCAAAGAAUCCAGGUUUCAAGUGAAAGGCCCAACUAUGGAGAAUUAGAGGAUGGAGCUUUGGAUGUGACUAGAAGACGCAAGUGCCCAGUCCCUAAAGUUGGCCCCUACCUAGGAUCAGAUCUUUCCGGUUGCAUCAGGAUGAAUGAUGACCUAAGGAUGGAAGAGAAUGGUGUUGACCACUUGUAUUCUGAGAGCCUGCCACAGUCCAGGGAAUGUUCCACACUGUCAUCUCCUGGACAUACUUUGUCCACAGAGAGUACUAUAACUUCAAGUGAUUCUGGGUCAGAAAUUUUGAAUAUGGCUUCUGAUGACCUUGACUAUAAAUCACUCUGUGAGAAAGAGGAAGAUACAAGAUCAGCUUCUGGUAUGAUAAAGAUCACAGGCAAAAGUGCAUCUCCUGAGAAUAUUGCACUGCAAGGCUCUGUGAGUGAGGACAAAACCAUGUUAAAUCUGGAAGCAAAAGAGGAACCAGUAACAAUAGAUGAGCAUAGAAAAGAAUGUGCUGCAAGAGACACUGCUGUUUCCUUUCUUCCUGUAACAACUGUGAAAUCCAUUAACUUUAGACAAAGUGACAACACUUCUGCUAAUGAGAAGGAGGUGGAGGCCGAAUUUCUCAGAUUAUCUUUGGGAUUUAAGUGUGAUUGGUUCACCCUGGAGAAAAGAGUGAAGCUUGAAGAAAGAUCCCGAGACUUGGCAGAAGAAAAUUUGAAGAAAGAAAUCACUAACUGUUUAAAGCUCUUAGAGUCUUUAACACCACUUUGUGAAGAUGACAACCAUGCCCAGGAAAUAGUUAAGAAGCUGGAGAAGAGUAUAACACUUCUUAGUCAGUGCACUGCACGAGUGGCCAGUAAGGCUGAGAUGCUGGGAGCCAUUAAUCAGGAAAGCCGGGUUAGUAAAGCAGUGGAGGUGAUGAUUCAGCAUGUAGAAAACCUGAAGAGAAUGUAUGCCAAAGAGCAUGCUGAGUUAGAAGAACUGAAACAGGUUCUUUUGCAAAAUGAAAGGUCUUUUAACCCUCUCGAAGAUGAAGAUGACUGUCAAAUUAAAAAACGUUCAUCUUCUCUAAACUCCAAGCCAUCUUCGCUCCGAAGGGUGACCAUUGCCUCUUUGCCCAGAAAUAUUGGAAAUGCAAGAAUGGUGGCUGGGAUGGAAAAUGACCGAUUCGGUAGGCGAUCAAGCAGCUGGCGUAUUUUGGGGUCAAAGCAGAGUGAACAUCGUCCCUCAUUACAUCGAUUUAUUAGCACCUACUCCUGGGCGGAUGCUGAAGAAGAAAAAUGUGAACUCAAAACUAAAGAUGACUCAGAACCACCUGGAGAAGAAAUAGCAGAAAGGACAAGAAAGCCAAGUCUUUCUGAAAAGAGAAAUAAUCCGUCAAAAUGGGAUGGCUCUUCACUUUAUGACACAGUAGCUGCCUGGGCGACAAACCUCAAGACUUCCUUCAGAAAGGCGAAUAAGGCGCUCUGGAUUUCUGCUGUAUUCAUUGUGCUGUUUGCAGCUUUGAUGAGCUUCCUCACAGGACGAUUAUUCCAGAAGUCUGUGGAUGCUGCUCCCAUACCAGAUGGGGACUCCUGGAUGUCUCUAGAGCAAAUCUUGUGGCCAUUCACCAGACUCCAACACAAUGGACCACCACCAGUGUGACUUAGCACAUCUUAAUGUAUGUGUCUUGAUUUUUAAAGUUUUAGUAUCUGAACUCUGUAAAUUAGUGAUUUUUAGCUGGGAAAUUAUAGCGUUGAACCACAGGGUCUCAGAAGGACUGCAAGAUAUUUUACAUCCCUUCUUUCUGUGAGUUCCUCUCUGAUUAAAAUACAAUGGGGAAGAAGCCUGCCUAUGAUUUUUAGUGAGCUUUUUGAGGAGGAGAUAUUACAUAUUGCUUGUUAAAAUUUAUUCAAAUAGAGUAAAAAGUGAAAGUUUCAGUGGGCCAAAUAUUCAUAAGAAAAAAACCCCACUUUUUAAAAAAUAAAAUUUGAGUACAAAAUGCUUAUUAGAUUUUAAUAACCUUUUGAAAUAUAGUCACUCAUUACAUUGCUUUUGAAGAAAUGCCUAAUUUUGCUCUGGGUUGCUUGACUCUUCACACUGCAUAAAAUCUGUCAGCGGGGAUUAAGAAUAGCUGAGCACUCUGGUCGAGAGUAGCAUAUAGCACACAGAGUCAAUCAGCUGGCAGCUGGAGCUCCUAAUUUUUUCCAUGGCUUUUUGGGAAGCAAAAUCCUUAACCAUGUGAUAUAAAGUAGAAUGAAACUCAGUUUCUUCUUUAAGGGCUUCAGAGAAUGUCUCACUGUUUUCGUUGAUCUUGAGCCUUUGUGCUCUGUCACCACUAAACAUUAAAAGGGUCCAAUUAGGUUUCUGAAUAGGUUUUUCACUAAGGUGUUCCUUCAGCUACAGGAAAAGAAAAUUAGAGAAAUCCAUUAAUAGUUCCUCUAAUAGGUAUUUUGGCAGAGUAUAAUUUGAACUCAGUCCCCAAAAUUGCUAAUGUAAAAGAAACACUCUUUAGCAUCUGAGCUCUUAAACCAUGUUUGUAUGAAUGUAUUCAUUCAACAGAGAUUUCUUGAGUAGCUAGUAUUUGCCAGGGAAUGUUCUAGGUGCUGGGGAUACAACAACAAAGAAGAAAAAACCAUAUUAAUAACAAUUGCAACAAUAAAAUCCUAUCCUCAAGGAGCUUAUAUUCGAGUGGGAGAAACACACAAUAUACAAGUAAAUAUGGUGGCUCACUUACACUAUCUUUUUUAUCAGGCAGCAGUAAAUGUGCCAGAAAGUUCAAUUGGAGGCCUGUCUCUGAGGGGGAAAAAAGCUUCCGUCUGUUCUCAUUUUGAUGUAAAGAGCUGUCAGGACACUACCCUGAAGUCCAGAGUGUUUGAUACCAUAAUGGACAGUGAAGGUAUAGCCUUUAUAUAGCUUGGUUUUAUAUUUUUGACAAAAUAAACAAAAAUGAAGUUUUAAAACUA
Messenger RNA from Enhydra lutris kenyoni (northern sea otter), 3645 nucleotides. RefSeq names its product lymphoid restricted membrane protein (gene IRAG2). The transcript has 22 exons. Gene Ontology annotation, cellular component: endoplasmic reticulum membrane. Bases 848 to 2344 code for a protein of 498 amino acids. Lineage: Eukaryota; Metazoa; Chordata; Mammalia; Carnivora; Mustelidae. The record is from RefSeq and is a predicted model, not a curated record.